Diachasmimorpha longicaudata is the source of this 946-nucleotide messenger RNA. It is a transcript of the gene Lipt2, whose product is annotated as octanoyl-[acyl-carrier-protein]:protein N-octanoyltransferase LIPT2, mitochondrial. The transcript has a single exon. Bases 1 to 741 code for a protein of 246 amino acids. The record is from RefSeq and is a predicted model, not a curated record. Gene Ontology annotation, molecular function: lipoyl(octanoyl) transferase activity. Gene Ontology annotation, cellular component: mitochondrion. Lineage: Eukaryota; Metazoa; Arthropoda; Insecta; Hymenoptera; Braconidae. Gene Ontology annotation, biological process: protein lipoylation.
AUGGCGAAGAAAUUAGUGAAAGUUUUGUGGGCAGGGCGAAUGUGUUAUCAAUCAGGAGUUCAUCUGCAGAAUCAACUAUCAAAGCAUCAUCAUGACCCUGACCUUCCCCUCGAUUACCCGAGGCACUCAUUGAUCCUGAUAGAACACAAUCCGGUCUAUACCGUGGGCAUUCGCAACAAGGGAUAUACUGACGAGGAGAUAUUGAAAUUAAAAGCAACGGGAGCUGAAUUUUAUAAGACAAAUCGUGGGGGAUUGAUUACAUUUCACGGGCCAGGUCAACUAGUCGUCUAUCCGAUUAUUAAUCUGAGGGACUUCGUGCCCAGUAUGAGAUGGUACGUCUGCCAGAUCGAGAGAAUGAUCAUAAGACUUUGCGCUGAAUUUGGAAUUAAAGGGGAGACAUCACCGGAUACUGGGGUUUGGGUUCGUGAUAAGAAAAUCUGUGCUAUUGGUAUUCAUGGGAGUCGAUAUGUCACAACCCAUGGACUGGGGUUUAAUUGCAAUACUGAUUUGAAGUGGUUCGACAAUAUUGUGCCUUGUGGUAUCGAGGGGAAAGGGGUCACGAGUGUAUCUAGGGAACUCUGUGCUCACGUUGGGAUUGAUGACGUUAUUCCGGUUAUGAAAAAUGCGUUUAAAGAGGAGUUUCAGUGUGAAAUUAUGGAUCUUGAUCGGGGGGAUGUAUCGGUAUAUCUGAGAAGUGCUGUACAGCACGUAAAAAGGUCUGAUGUUGAUGGUUUUGUGUAAUGAGAGGAUUUUAGGUUGAGGAAAUGUUAUUUUGGAAAUACUUCUAAGACUAAUGGAUUUAGGAGUAACUGAUUUUUAAAUGCGUUCAUCAUUUUUUAUUUUCGAUGGAAAGGAAUUGUGAAGAUGAUUUUUUACUUUAUGCAUGAUGUGAAAAUGAUAAAUGAGUUAUGGUUUUCAAUGACUAAAUAAAUAAGAGGUUACUAUU